Alosa alosa (allis shad) is the source of this 1373-nucleotide messenger RNA. It is a transcript of the gene mfap2, whose product is annotated as microfibril associated protein 2. The record is from RefSeq and is a predicted model, not a curated record. Gene Ontology annotation, cellular component: microfibril. Lineage: Eukaryota; Metazoa; Chordata; Actinopteri; Clupeiformes; Clupeidae. The coding region runs from base 127 to 624 and encodes 165 amino acids. Gene Ontology annotation, biological process: embryonic eye morphogenesis. The transcript is spliced from 9 exons.
GAGGGGGAGCCUGUAGGUGGGGCAGUAGGAUGUGGCGCUCGGUCAGACGGUGCAUCAGAUCAGCGCGGAGUUGAGGACCGCUUCAGAGUUAACCAGAGUCUAGCUACCUCUUCAUUGUGAGCAACCAUGAAAGUUAACUGCCUCCUUCUGCUCGCCAUACCUGUCCUUGUAGUUGCUCAGUUCGUCCAAGCGCAAAACACUCAGGACUAUGUGUUCAUGACAGACGACGACUACAACUAUGGGGAUAACCCAGACUUGGAUGCCUCUCCUCAGCAACAGAUUCUCCUGCAGCCUGCUGUUGGGGUUGGACAGUCUGGGGCGGAUUUCUCAACUGAGCCAACAGAACCAGGCCCUCUGGAUUGCCGUGAGGAACAGUACCCAUGCACCAGGCUGUACUCUGUCCAUCAGCCAUGCAAGCAAUGCCUCAACAGCCUCUGCUUCUACAGCCUGCGUAGAGUGUAUAUAAUAAACAAGGAGAUUUGUGUGAGGACUGUCUGCGCCCAUGAAGAGCUUCUUAAAGCUGACCUGUGCCGGGACCAGUUCUCGCGGUGUGGUGUGGCGGCGCUGAGUGGCCACUGUGGUUCUAUGGGCGGCAGCUGUGGCAAGAGUUGUGGAGGCUGUUGAGCGUGUGAGGUCAGCAGAGACCAGCCCUAAUACUGCGUAAUCACCUGGACCCUCCCACCGUGGUCACCAUCCUUUUACUUCAGUAUUGCUACUACUCGAACCCCCCUCCCCAUCCACUAUACACUUUAAGUAUGUAUAAUAUGCAAACACAUAUAUUGUAUGUACUUGUGUGAAAUGGACUUCCAGAAUAUACAUCUAUGAACAAAUCUGCAUUUAUAUAAACACUUGUAUUUACCUUUGUACUCAAAUACUGAUGACUGUACAAUGUCACUGGUGCUAAUGAACUACACUGGUUCUAGGACAGGCAGCAUAUAUGUCCUUGCAAUGCACAGAACCAGUUUAAGGAUGUCUGAUGUCAGAAUUUAUGUCUGUGUGUCUGUGUGAUUUGUUUUUGCCUUUAUUGUAUCAUGUAUUCUUUGUUUUGUUUUUAGUGCGAUUUUUUACUUUGUACUGUAUUUGUGAUAGAAAGCAGAGUGCCAGUAAUGGUCAUCCAGUCAAUCAUGGCCACUGUGCACAAACCCCAGCCGAUGGGGCUCCAUAAAGCAUUCUUACCAGUUAUUGAUCUGCCAUCGAUCAGUGCUUUCUCUUCCUGUUAUGUCACAACCUUGGCUACAAGCUCCAACCGACUUGAAGUGUACGGAUAGUAGAGAUGACUAGUUGUCUAGUUGUGCUUGGUGAAUGCAGCUGACAUGCUGUUCCUGUACUACUGCUUCAGACUAAAUAAAUGGGUUCUCGGUUUUUUUCCACAA